UCAAUAAAGGAGCAAACGCAUCGCAAAACGAAAGCGUUCAAGCAACCACUUCCAGCUCCCUCCACCCCCUCCCCUCCUCUCCCACCGGCCGAUUCGAUCCCGCGCCGCCCGCACCCGAUGGAUCGCGCCGACCCCGCCCGCGGUCGCCUCGCCGUGCUCUCCCUCCACCUUGGCCCCAGCUCCGGGGAGGCGGCGGCGGGACUGCUUGAGAGGUCGCCGGUGUCCGCGGCGGCCCCCGGCCCCCUCGCAGGCGCGCUCGCCGUGGUGGACGGGAGAACCGGGAAGCGGCACGAGGUCAGGGUCUCCGAGGACGGCACCGUGCGCGCCACCGACUUCAAGAAGAUUACCACUGGAAAGGAUGACAAGGGUCUAAAGAUUUAUGAUCCCGGUUACCUCAAUACAGCCCCAGUGCGCUCAUCCAUCUGCUACAUCGACGGGGAUGAGGGAAUCCUUCGCUACAGGGGAUAUCCAAUUGAAGAGUUGGCUGAAAGCAGUUCAUUUGUUGAGGUGGCAUACCUCUUAAUGUAUGGGAAUCUGCCUACUCAAAGCCAACUGGCAGGCUGGGAGUCCGCUAUGUCUCAGCACUCCGCUGUUCCUCAAGGACUCUUGGAUAUCAUACAGUCAAUGCCUCAUGACGCUCACCCCAUGGGUGUCCUUGCCGGUGCAAUGAGCAUGCUUUCUGUCUUCCAUCCAGAUGCAAACCCUGCUCUUAGAGGUCAAGAUCUUUAUAAGUCGAAGCAGGUGAGGGAUAAGCAAAUUGUGCGAGUGCUUGGGAAGGCACCAACAAUAGCAGCUGCAGCCUACUUGAGAUUAGCAGGAAGGCCUCCCAUCUUUCCUUCAAAUAAUCUUUCUUAUUCAGAGAACUUUUUGUACAUGUUGGACUCUUUGGGUAACAAAUCAUACAAGCCAAAUCCUCGACUUGCUCGGGCUCUAGAUAUCCUCUUCAUUCUUCAUGCUGAACAUGAAAUGAACUGCUCAACAGCUGCUGUUAGGCACCUUGCUUCAAGUGGUGUUGAUGUCUUCACUGCUCUUUCUGGUGGUGUCGGAGCUCUGUAUGGUCCACUUCAUGGUGGCGCAAAUGAGGCAGUACUUAAAAUGUUGAAUGAGAUUGGAAGUAUGGAAAACAUCCCAGAUUUCAUUGAAGGAGUGAAGAACAGGAAGAGGAAGAUGUCAGGUUUCGGGCACCGUGUGUACAAGAACUAUGAUCCUCGUGCUAAAGUCAUUCGGAAAUUAGCGGAGGAGGUCUUCUCAAUUGUCGGGCGGGAUCCUCUUAUUGAGGUUGCUAUUGCUCUGGAGAAGGCAGCACUGUCAGACGAAUAUUUUAUCAAGAGGAAGCUGUAUCCAAAUGUGGAUUUCUACUCUGGUCUAAUAUAUAGGGCAAUGGGAUUCCCUACAGAGUUUUUCCCUGUUCUGUUUGCAAUUCCUCGCAUGGCUGGUUGGUUAGCACAUUGGAAAGAGUCACUUGAUGAUCCCGACACUAAGAUUAUGAGGCCCCAACAGGUAUACACUGGUGCUUGGCUGAGGCAUUACACCCCUGUGAGAGAACGAACGCCGCCAAGCCAGAGCGAGCAGCUCGGCCAGAUUGCUACCUCCAACGCAACAAGACGUCGCCGUUCAGGUUCUGCCCUGUAGAAGAGUUCAACUUACACCACCCCAGUUUACGCAAUAAACAAGUGGGCAUUCUGUAUGCCCACAAGGCCAAAGAGGUGCGAACUUGGAGCUGUAGGCCUUCUGCUGUCACGUAUAUCGGCAAUAAUGCUCGUGGAACUGCACCGUUACAAUGUAAAUACUGUCGAAAGGCAUGUGGUGGUGUUUAUCUUUGUGGUCGCGUCCUGCGUACCUUAAACUUUUCUAAGCACGGAAGGUGAAGAGAUACAAUAAACGUAGCUCAUGGGCCAGUGCUCUGGCA
Phragmites australis (common reed) is the source of this 1909-nucleotide messenger RNA. RefSeq names its product citrate synthase, glyoxysomal-like. The coding region runs from base 118 to 1632 and encodes 504 amino acids. Gene Ontology annotation, biological process: carbohydrate metabolic process; tricarboxylic acid cycle. The record is from RefSeq and is a predicted model, not a curated record. Lineage: Eukaryota; Viridiplantae; Streptophyta; Magnoliopsida; Poales; Poaceae. Gene Ontology annotation, cellular component: mitochondrial matrix. The transcript has 13 exons.